This is a messenger RNA of Hipposideros armiger (great roundleaf bat), 3614 nucleotides long. RefSeq names its product unconventional myosin-XVI-like. Gene Ontology annotation, molecular function: actin filament binding; protein phosphatase binding. The annotation marks the transcript as partial. Gene Ontology annotation, cellular component: perinuclear region of cytoplasm; nucleoplasm; myosin complex. Lineage: Eukaryota; Metazoa; Chordata; Mammalia; Chiroptera; Hipposideridae. The record is from RefSeq and is a predicted model, not a curated record. Gene Ontology annotation, biological process: phosphatidylinositol 3-kinase/protein kinase B signal transduction; negative regulation of G1/S transition of mitotic cell cycle; neuron projection morphogenesis. The transcript has 9 exons.
GCUAUCGAUAUGCCCGAUACUUCGCGUGUGUUGCUGGGCAGCAACAAAGAGCCACAGCCCCCAGUCAGCCACACCAUCACGAGGGUAAACAACUGGUACCCUACUAUAGAUUCAUUAUGUUAGAUGAUUUUGCACAUCUGUAUAAGCCAUUGGCGGAUACACUCCCUGGCGAGAAGAAGAAAUUGUCUGCUGAGGAGAAAUGUCGACUUGUUCUCCAGCAGUGUAAAUUACAAGGCUGGCAGAUGGGAGCCCGAAAAGUGUUUCUAAAAUACUGGCAUGCCAACCAGCUCAAUGAUUUGUGCCUACAGCUGCAGAGAAAGAUCAUCACCUGCCAAAAAGUUAUAAGAGGAUUUCUAGCACGCCAGCACUUGCUUCAGAAGAGAAGCAUCCGACAGCAAGAGGUCACGUCCAUCAACAGCUUUCUUCAGGUAACAGAGGACAUGGGGCUGAAGACCUAUGAUGCCCUGGUCAUUCAGAAUGCUUCGGACAUUGCCAGAGAAAAUGACCGGCUCCGGAAUGAAACAAAUGCUACUUACCACAAAGAGAAGUUGGAGGCCAGGAACAAGCAAGAAGAAGGAACCAAAAGAGCUGACGACAAGGGUGGACCUAGGCAUUUCCACUGCAGCUCCGUUCCAGGCUCUGUGGCUGUAGACAGCCUGGUCCAGUCCCUGGCUGGCCCAUCUACCCGGUCUCCUUCUCUGCACUCUGUGUUCAGCCUGGAUGACAGCGGUGGCCUCCCAUCACCACGGAAACAGCCUCCGCCCAAGCCAAAGAGGGACCCCACCACGCGGCUGAGUGCCUCCUAUGAGGCUGUGAGCGCCUGCCUGUGGACUGCAGCCAAGGAAUCAUCGACUGAAGUUCUCACCCGACCCAGACCACACAGUGAUGACUACAGCACCAUGAAAAAGAUUCCUCCUCGGAAGCCAAAACGAAGCCCCAACACCAAACUCAGCGGCUCAUCCGAGGAGAUCUCCCGCGCUGGACCAGGGGCUAUGGGGGCCCCGGGCAUGCCGCGCAGAGCGGCGGGCCUACAGUGUUCCCCAGGGGCUGUGCCGGGGGUCCUUGCGCCCCCCACGCACUCUGAGCUGGAGCCUGAGCCCGUCUACAUCGAGAUGGUGGGCCGCACAGGCAGCCCCGACCAGGCAGAGGCCGUAUACGAGGAGAUGAAGUACUUUGCACCACCAGAGGAGAGUAGCGGUCCGAGGGUGGGCACCUGGGCGUCUGCAUCGACCCCUUUAUUGUGUGAGGGUCGGAGCCCCAUCACCUUGGAGGAUAGCGAUGUGAGUGGCCAUAUGCCCGGGCCCUGCAAAGACACGUGUGACAUUCCAGCCCCCUUCCCCAACCUGCUCCCUCAUCGUCCCCCACUCCUGGUGUUCCCCCCAACCCCUAUCACCUGUUCCCCCGCGUCUGACGAAUCACCUUUGACGCCCCUGGAGGUGAAAAAGCUGCCAGUCCUGGAAACCAACCUCAAGUACCCUGUGCCGUCCGAAGGCUCGAGUCCUGUGUCUCCACAGUAUUCCAAAAGUCAGAAAGGCGACGGUGACAGGCCCGCGUCCCCCGGCCUGCCUGUAUUUAGCGAGUCCCACAAAGUCUCUCCUCCUCCUUCACCACCGCCUGUUCCCGCGCCCCUGGCAGCUGCCCAGCGGCCGAACACGCACUUCACGUUCCCACCUGAGACCUGCGUGGUGAACGCGGCAAAAACAGCCACAAACACUGAUCUGCCCAAAGUGCAGCACAAGCCAAACUCUGCUCCAGCCGCAGGUCCCUGCAGCUCUUUCUCCAAGAUUCCUUAUUCCCCAGGGAAGGCGGCAGGUAGAGUUGACCAUAGGAAGGCCAACUCCAACUCCUCGUCUCCAGUGCCCUACAGCCCCCCGAACUCCAGACCUCUCAGCAGCCCCCUGGACGAGCUCACUAGCCUCUUUAACUCUGGAAGGAGUGUGCUUCGGAAGUCUGCCGCGGGAAGGAGAAUCAGGGAGCCUGAAGGUUUUGAAACGAACAUGAACCUAACUAGCCGAGAUGAUCCUGGUACUUCAGAAAUUGCAUCAGAGACCCAAGAUAGAAAUGCAAAUAACCAUGGAAUUCAGUUAUCUAAUUCACUCUCUAGUGCUAUCACUACUGAAAAUGGGAAUUCUGUCUCAAAUGGUUUACCUGAGGAAGAUGGACUCUCCAGGUUGUCUGUGAGUGGGACAGCGACCUCAUCAUUUCAGAGACAUAGAGAAAGCCAUACCACUCAGGUAAUCCAUCAGCUGAAGCUCUCAGAGAAUGAAAGUGUGGCCCUGCAGGAACUCCUGGACUGGAGGCGGAAGCUCUGCGAGGAAAGAGAAGACUGGCAGCAAAUCCUGCAGCACUCAGAGCCCAGAGCGCCGCCCCCACCUCCUUGCAAAAAGCCGACUCUUCUGAAGAAGCCCGAAGGGGCCUCGUGCAGCAGGCUGCCUUCUGAGUUCUGGGACACUACCAUUUGAUGUGGUCCGAACUGCAGAUUCACAGCAUAAAACUGCCUACUGGCUCCAGGCUGCACAGACAGAAGGCUGCCUCCAAUACAUGCUGGGUGCUCUCUCCACGCAUUUACACGGAAAAGCACAGGACACAGAAGUUAAAGACACAAGAUUCUGUGUAUGUGUGUGUGGGGGUGGGUGGGGGUGUGUGGGCGUGGGUGUUUUCUUACCCGUUCUGUGGGGAUACACUCUGAUUUUCAGGCUCCAUGGUUAUAGGGCCAUGCUACCACUCUGUAGCAAGAGAAAGGCCGUGAAAGAGUGGAUGAGGUGAGAGAGGGAAGAGUAGUGGAGGAGAGGAGGGACCCAUGCACACUGUACCCUUGUUUUUGUAUAGUCCGACCACGUGUUUAUUCUACUCCGAUUGUUUUAUUAUAAUACACUCUACAGGACAUAUGUUUUAUUUCUUUGUAGGCAUUUGUGUCUUAUUGGAAUUACAAACCUGAAAAUUAUUUACAUGUUUAUUACUGUAUUUUAUAACUUUAUGCAAUUGGUGGUGCUCCCUUUCUUCAAAAUACAGAUUUUUAAAAAAUCAUUUCUAGAUUUUUUUUUUCUUUUACAUACCAUUUUUAAACCGAAAGUACCUAAAUAUUACAGGACUGUGUUGUUGUUUUCGCUUCGCCAGUGUCAAGCCCUGCGCACGUAUGGACCAAGUCCCAUGCUUUCUUUCAUCCAUUGACUAGGAGGCAGUUCCUUUCUGUGCCCUGUAUUUCUGGAUAUGUGGGUUGUGAGCUCUUUAGUUAAAACUCAUCUGCUGACUUCAGCAUAGGUUACAGGAAAUUUUGCGUCACUCAACAUGUAUGGCUUCAAAUUCAUGGCUGGUGGUAUGAAAGGGUCAUAUCCAUUCAAAGGUCUUUACAGUACAAAUAAGCACGCUGAGAUUUACUGGUUUGAGCAGUAACGCUGCAUCACACGACAAUUGCCCUCUCAGAGCUCCACUGCAUGGCUCACCUGCUGUAUAUCCUCAACCCUCCUGUAAUGCAACUGCCUUGUUUAUUGAUGUGCUUCUGUUGGCUGCCGGGAAGUUCUGAGCAGUGGCAUCAGACCAUCCGUCAUGUCUUGCUACUUGGAGCUUUUUAUGCAUACCAGCCUUUGAAAAGUGACUGUGCCAAUAAAAGGGUA